This is a messenger RNA of Solanum tuberosum (potato), 858 nucleotides long. RefSeq lists its product as uncharacterized. NCBI's taxonomy places the organism in Eukaryota, Viridiplantae, Streptophyta, Magnoliopsida, Solanales, Solanaceae. The record is from RefSeq and is a predicted model, not a curated record. The coding region runs from base 1 to 858 and encodes 285 amino acids. Gene Ontology annotation, molecular function: zinc ion binding. The transcript has 3 exons.
AUGAGGGGAUUCAAUUACUGCAGACCGGUAGUUGUUAUCGAUGGUGCACAUCUUCGUGGAGCUUACAUAGGUACAUUAAGCACACUUGAUGGGGCAGGUUGCAUAUUUCCAUUGGCAUAUGGGGUUGUAGACACUGGAAAUGACUGUUCGUGGAUAUGGUUCUUCGAACAAUUCAAAAAUGCAUUUGGCGAGCGUGAAAAAAUGUGUGUUGUUUCUGAUAGAAAUGAGAGUAUUAUGAAGAUUGUAAGAAUUGUGUUCGAAAUUGUACCUCAUUAUGCAUGCAUAUGGCAUCUUUGGAAGAAUGUAUGUGGAAACUUCAAAAGGAGCAGAAACACCAUAAGUGAUCUAUUCUACUCUAUGGCCAAGGAAUAUAGAAAGGAGGAUUUCGAUACAUUAAUGGCUAAAGUGGAUAAAGUUGACGACACGGUAAAGGAGUACCUUGAGGAUGAUGGGUAUGAGAAGUGGUCGAGAGUUCAUUCAACAGUAAAUAGAGAUAGAAUGAUGACUUCGAACAUAGAGGAAUGUAUCAAUGGUUGUCUUGUUGAGGCGCUUGUUCCAUCAUCUGAAUUUAUUUUCCCGGUUUAUGAAGCUGGAAAAAGAUACAUUGUUUGUCUUGAGAGGAAAGAAUGUACUUGUGGUAGAUUUCAACUAGAUGAGAUACCUUGCACACAUGCAAUUGCUAUUUUAAAGGACAAGAAGGUCACAUAUAUGCAUCAUUAUUGCUCUGAUUACUACAAGCCUGAUACAUUAGCAAAAACAUAUGAGGUUCCAAUGUCAGAUAAGGAAGAGUGGUUGGUUCCUAGAAAUGUUUUAGAUGAAACUGUGUGGCCACCUAGAUAUAAAAGAUUGGCUGGAUAA